GAGAGGAGGUGCUGAAAGGGACUCGAUACCGCCCCCCCGUCCGCAAAAAAAAAAAAAAGCCUGGAAGAAUUGCGCUCCGCCAGUGCGCCCUGCCUGCCAGUCGGAGGAUGGGGAUUUUUUUCCAUUCAUACGCGUCCCCUUUUCCCCUCCUCCUUCUCUCAAACCAGCCAGUCGCUCUGUCAAUGCGCUGCGAGCAUUAGGACGAGUCAAACCAGUGGGAUUUUUGCGCCCGAGAGACGGAUGCGAUAACGCACGAAGCGCUUCCCCCCCCCCCUGACCGAGAGGCAACGCGUCCGGCUCUCCACAAGAUGCGCCGCAUCAGAUAGACGUCGAUUUCCAACAGGAACCGCUGCUCCCAACUCGCGUCUUAUUUUUUAUUACUCCACAAGUUUCCCGUCGGCCUUUGUGCGACGUUAUGAGAGCGGGGAUGAUUUUCGGGCUCUUGGGUUUGUUUCUCUCUCAGUUUUCCUGAACUGACCUCUUGGAUUUAUCGAAAUAUUCGGAUCCCGUUUCCUUUUGUAUUUCUGCAGCGAGCUACGGGAUUUGCGGAUUUACAGCGUGCGCGCAUUUUCCAAAGAGGAGAAUAAGGAUUGUACAGCACAUGGACUGAGCCCACCGUGCAUCAGUGGGUCUUCAUGAGGAUGGAGCUGUGGACACGAGUGGCAUCUUGCACACUGUAAACGCAUUGGCCCGAUCGCACUCAUUUCCUUCCAACAAAGUGACAUUUCUUCUCGGCUCCGGUCUGAUAUGUUGGGAGGUAGAUCUUCUUGCGGGAAAACAAGGUAAUGGGAGAGAAAUCACACAGAGUCGGUGCAGAGAACAAGGGAACAUUGUUCGGAAUAAGACAAUUAGGGCGCAGCGAAAGGCAACAGAAAUAGCUCCUGGGUGGCGAUAAAUUUCUGAAAAUUCGACUGAGUGGAGUUAUAUCUAAGCUGAGCGCCGCCGCGUUGGAAGGAGGAGGACUAAUGACAAAUUAAUGGGAAAGUCAUGGGAUUGGCACUGAAAUAGUACGAGCGUGGACGCGCAGAAAACCCGUCGCUUUCGGAGCCGCAGACGCACGGGAUUGAACAAGUUCCCCCCCGGUGCGUUUUCGGGGUUUGAUUGAGUCCAGUUCGCCUCGUUUCGGAUCCAUGCGGUUACACAGAGCAGGCUCUCGCCUCACACUUUGACUGCCUGUCUGCCCAGAGCCCGCUCGGCUGUGGUCGCACAUCCAUUGUUUUGAGAGUGUCGUCGCAAGAGCGUCGAAAACGUAGAAAUCCCCCCGGGUUCUUUUUUUAAAUGGGGCCUCACAUGAUGCUGGGUGUCAGGGUUGAGAUGGCGUGUCGACGAGGUGGGAAUGGUUUGGGAAUCCUGCUGGUAUUCUUACUGGAUUUACUGGGGACGACGGCCAGCAACAUGGAGCCCAUCUACUGGAAUUCCCUGAACGAAAGGUUCAGGGACGAGAAAGGCUACGUGCUGUACCCUCAGAUCGGGGACCGGCUGGACCUCAUCUGCCCCCCCCUGGACACGGCCCGCUCCACGCCGGAGUACGAGUUCUACAAGCUGUACCUGGUGUCGUCGCGGGAGCAGGCCGACCGCUGCGAGGUGAUGGGCGCCCCCAACAUCGUGCUCACGUGCGACGAGCCCAGCCGCGAGCGCCGCUUCACCAUCAAGUUCCAGGAGUUCUCGCCCAACCUGUGGGGCCACGAGUUCAAGAGCAUGCACGACUACUACAUCAUCGCUACGUCUGAUGGGACCCGCCAAGGCCUGGACAGCAUGAGAGGUGGAGUGUGUGCCACGCAAGGCAUGAAGGUGGUCCUGAAAGUGGGACAGAGCCCGUAUGGAUUGCCUCCGAAGAAGGAGCCAGCAGGACGCACCACCAGCAGAAACCCAGGCGGCGCGAGCAACGGCACCCAGUCCCGGGGAUCCGGCGGCUUCGGGGGCGAGGGCGAGAACGGGCCCCUCCAGCCCUCCAACAUCGCCCUGAUCGCGGGCGCCGCCGGGGGCUCCGCCUUCCUGCUGCUGGUGACCGCCGUGAUCUGCGUGGUGUGCUACCGGCGGCGGCACGCCAAGCACUCGGACACCCACCACCCCCCGCUGUCGCUCUCCUCCCUCACCAGCCCCAAGCGGGGGGGCGGCGGGGGCAUCAGCAGCUCCAACAACAACGGCUCCGAGCCCAGCGACAUCAUCAUCCCCCUCCGGACGUCGGACUCGGCCUACUGCCCGCACUACGAGAAAGUGAGCGGGGACUACGGGCACCCUGUCUACAUCGUGCAGGAGAUGCCGCCACAGAGCCCGGCCAACAUCUACUACAAAGUAUGAAACGGCUUCAGCUCCGGGCAACUGGACACACCCACCGCUCUCCACCCAUUAGCCACCAAUCCCCUCCUCCAGUCGAAGCCACAGCAAAGCUUUCCGUCACAGCUCUGACUCCAAACCCCCCGAUGCUACCGUUAUUGUCCUAUGGACCCCCCUCUGCGCCCUGUGAGCCCACACCCCCGGCCACAGCUAAAUAAGCCACCUCACCCUGGUCCCUACACAGCUGGGCCUCUAAGUGUGUGUUAAGGGCAGUGUCGUACCCGGACGUAGCCCUUCUUAACAAGGCCCUAACAAGGGGGCAUGAGCCUCUGAGUGCCCCCUUCUUGUUCACUCAGAGCUCUGUAAGCCCCACCCACAACGAAUUAAAGCGUUGUCCCAGUGUGUGUGUGUGUGCCACACGCUGCUUUUCUAGGAACACGGACCCGACGUUGGGACGAGAGGUUUUAAAAAAGAAAACCGAGAAAGUACAGAACUACAACUUAAAAACAAAAGACACCCCUGAGAGAACCCCCAUAGCCGCCGGAGAACUCUGCUUCCCAGAGGCCACGGUUGCCCACCCGCUGCACCGCCCCCCUCAGAGCAGAUCAGCCAAUCAGAGACCGGCCCCCGCCACUAACUCACCAAUAGGAUUCUAGUUUGUUUUUUUUGUUUGUUUCUCCAGAGAUAACCGGGGCCUCGGACUCCGAUCACCAAGCCCGGGCCACGGUCGCGCGACCGGGCCCGGCCCGAGGAGGUCCGACCGAUCGGUGACACUCAGAAUCUUGUAUAUUUUAAUAACGUGCGUGUGCGAUCGUGCGAGUGCGCGUACGACUCGGAUAAUAAUUGCCGGCGCUGCUGCUCCACAUUAGACGUGUGCGUGCAGUGAGUGUGCUUCACUACAGCCGGUCUGCAUAUGAGUUGGCAUAUGUCUGUGUGGGGGUUUAGUUUGUGUGAGUGUGUACGUGUGUGGAUGCUUUGUGUGCGAACGCGUGGGUUCUUUAGACUUGUCUUAAAUACCAAAACACAAAAUAGUGAGCGAAUAUCAAAAAAGUGAGAUUUUUUUAUCGCUAUCAACACUUAUAGAUUAUAUAUAUGAAUAUCCAGUAAAUAAUUUCUAGAUGUUUUGUUUUCUAUUGUUUAUUAUUUUUACCCACUUUGUUAAACUACACUUCUGUUGCUAGGCAUUUUUUAUCUGCUGUUUUUGUUUGUCACAACUUAGAACGACCUUGUUUCCUUUUCCCUUUGCGCUGUAUAUUAAUUUAAUCCCUUUUUUAAUUUUCCCGGUGAACAGAGGUUGUUUCUCUCUUCCUCUCUUCCCUCUCUCAUUCGCUCCCUCCUCCCCUUCCUCUCCUCCCCCCCUCCCUCCCCCUCUAGGGUCUCUGAACUCUGUGUAUAUUUUUAUAGCUCCUUGUACUAUGCUGUAGUUUUGAAGUUUAGACCUCGUUUGUGGAAGUGUUGAGGUAGAACCAUCUAUGAAAGUUUUUUUCUUUUUCCAAACGCUUUUUUUAAAACGCAAAAGUAAAAAGAAGUGAGGGGCAGGGGGGGGGCAGUGAUGGUGGGGAAUGCGGGGAGGGGAGGGCGGUGAAAUGAAAAAGAAGAAUAAAGCGAAAAGAACAGGGCGAGAGAGAGAGAGAGUGCUGUCUGGGGAGGAGGAAUAAAGCGGCGUCUGAAUGCUGAAGUGAAAAAAAAGAGAGGGAGGGAGGGAGACGAGGAAAGAAAGGACUGUGGAGGAAUUGCACACUAAAGGAAACGAAGCUGAACGGGAGGGGAGGACGGGAGCGGCAGGAGUGUGGGAUGAAGGAUCCCGAGGAAAGGAAGGAAGGAUGGAGGGAGCAGAUGAACUGGCAAAAAGGAGAGAAGGGCUCGGGCCUCCCUGAAUGGAGGCGACGCAAACCCAAACGGAUCCUGGAGGAGUUGAACUCAAACUAUGGAACAGGAGAGAGCUCAUCUCACGCACGCACACGCACACACACACACACACACACACACACACACACACACACACACACACACACACACACACACACACACACACACACACACGCGCACACACACACGCGCACACACACACACACACGGUCACACUUUACAUUAACGUGACGUGGCACGUUUCAGAUUUGCUCCUCUUUUCUGCCAUCAUUUGUGUUGAGAUGCAUCUUCUGGACACCCCCCCCCCCCCCCCCCCCCCACACACACACACACACGACAGAACCCACCUCCCGUCGGUACACUCUGUCUCCCUCCGUUUGACACACACCCUCCCACGCAGCCUGACACACAUUUCACACCUUUUAAUGACUGUCACAAAUGCCUUCUGAUUGCAUUGAAUGACAUACAUUUUGUCCCGCUGCCGCUCGCUGUCGCCGCAAAAUGCGCCCUCGCACGCACACUUUCACCCACACUCGACGGAAAACGCUGAUUGCUUUCAGAUGACUCGGCGUUUGUGUGAUUGCGUCUGACCCGACGGACAUGGGAGGGACGGACCGAGUGCUCGGUGUGCGUUCGCCGCUCUUUCACACGCCCUCACGCUCGCGCACACAAGCGCCUCGACCUCGAGGGGGGCGGUGACACAACGCCGCGUCCGGAGGUGCUCACGUGUGCAUACUAAUAAAGCUGUUUUGUGUUGCUGAAACAUGUUUAUGGCUUAUGUGUAAACUGGGUGGCAUUGGAGAGCUUAAGCUGUUGUUUUUUUUCCAAACACACACACACACACACACACACACACACACACACACACACACACGCACACACACACACACACACACACACACACACACACACACACACACGCGCACACACACACACGAGGCCUCCAGUAAUAUAGCCAUGUUUUCUGUGUGAAGCCAGUGUUUAAAUCUGAACCUUUUAACAUUUCUCUGCCGUGUUUUGUAUCAGUAUCUAACAUCAUAUUACGAGAUAUCUUUCAUAUCUUCAGCGUCACAUUCGUCCAAAAUGUUCAACACAUGAUGAUGAUGUUCAGAUAUGUUGUUUUUCUUUUUAUACCACGGAUCAUUUUGGAUUGUAUUUGACUGUGUGGAAACUGAUUUCAACGGUGAAAUGAGAGGAUUCUUCUUUUUGUACAACUACAAACCUGUGUUGUUUCCGUUCCUUUCGAUGUAUGUUGUUAAGUCUGUGUCUAUUUAAAACAUGCUCAGAGUACCUAAAACAAACCCUCCAAGCCAAAUGAAGUGUCUGCUUCUCCGACUCUUUGGAGCACUCGGAUCCAAAAUGACAGUGUUUUAAUCGGACACGCUUUGCUGCCUUUGAGGGGUGAGACAAAACUUCUUGGACUUCUGCGGCAUCGAUUCCCAGCGAAGACGCCACCCGCCCCGCUUUGAGUCCGUUUCGCUCCCUCGCUGCCCGCUCCCUCUCGGCAGAAUGUCAGCUAUCUCUUGGACUCAAUUUUUCCUUUUUGUUCCUACAUUUUUAAUUGAUUUUCAUGUCGAUGUUAUUUCAGAGUUGUCUCUCUGGCUAUCACUGUUUGUGUUUGACUGAUUGACUCGACGUGUUGGCUUUUCUACAAACCACGGACACAGCCACCGGUUGUCAUGUUGAAAAGAGAAAGAAGUGUUGAUUCUAUGGAACGGGUGGAGGGGACGAGAGAGAGAGAGAGAGAGAGAGAGAGAGAGAGAGGGCAACGAAAGCAACUACCACCCAGAUCCCUCACCUCUCAGCUGGGAAUGUGUGUGUGUGUGUGUGUGUGUGUGUGUGUGUGUGUGUGUGUGUGUGUGUGUGUGUGUGUGUGUGGUGUGUGUGUGUGGUGUGUGUGUGUGUGUGUGUGUGUGUGUGUGUGUGUGUGUGUGUGUGUGUGUGUGUGUGUUUCUUUGUGCCAAUAGCCAGCGAGCCGAGGCCGUGGAGCGAGGUGGCUCUCAUAUGUGACGUGUUGAGACUUUGUAUUGGGGACACCUCGGUGUGAGAAGGGUUUUUUUUGUGUCCUCUCCUCUUUCUCUCUCCUCCUUACUCCCUUGUCUACUCAUCACGGCGACCCCUUCCUCCCCUCUUCCCCCUCCCCCCUUCCCUUCCAACACACCUCUAAAGAGAGGAAAAAACUAGUACAUUCCUGGUUUGGAAAAAAAAAUUUGAAUAAAAAACAAACAAAAAUGUUUAAGCACCA
Molecule: messenger RNA, 6391 nt
Organism: Betta splendens (Siamese fighting fish)
Lineage: Eukaryota; Metazoa; Chordata; Actinopteri; Anabantiformes; Osphronemidae
Gene: efnb3b
Product: ephrin-B3b
Exons: 5
Coding region: 1279-2301 (340 amino acids)
Biological process (GO): axon guidance; ephrin receptor signaling pathway
Cellular component (GO): plasma membrane
Molecular function (GO): ephrin receptor binding
Source: RefSeq, a predicted model, not a curated record